Cygnus olor (mute swan) is the source of this 2203-nucleotide messenger RNA. It is a transcript of the gene CTU1, whose product is annotated as cytosolic thiouridylase subunit 1. Gene Ontology annotation, molecular function: tRNA binding. The record is from RefSeq and is a predicted model, not a curated record. The transcript has 5 exons. Gene Ontology annotation, cellular component: cytosolic tRNA wobble base thiouridylase complex; mitochondrion. Gene Ontology annotation, biological process: tRNA wobble position uridine thiolation. The coding region runs from base 59 to 2191 and encodes 710 amino acids. Lineage: Eukaryota; Metazoa; Chordata; Aves; Anseriformes; Anatidae.
CCCCCUGGGAUGUGUUAAUUGCCCCCGGGGGGGGGUAAACGCCCCCUCCCCACUGCGCAUGCGCGGCUCACCUCAGCGCGCAGCCGGGGGCGGGGCCGAGCCCCCGCCUCUCUCCCUUCCCCCCCUCCCCCACACCGCGCAUGCGCGGCUCCGGUUCCGCGCCGCGCCGCCGUGUGGGCGUGGCCGGGCGUCCGCCGCGCUCCCAUUGGCCCGCCCGGAGCGAAAGGGGCGUGGCCGGAAGGGAGGCGGGGAAAGGGGGCGUGGCCAGGAGCGGCGGGAGGGCAGCGGCGGAGCCGGGGGCGCCUCGCGCCCCGCCAUGCCGCCCCCCCUGUGCCUCCGCUGCCGCCGCCCCGCCGCCCUCCGCCGCCCGCGCACCGGCGAGGCGCUGUGCCGCCCCUGCUUCGUGGCCGCCUUCGAGGCCGAAGCCCACCGCGCCCUGCUGGCCGGCGGCCCCCCGCGGCCCGGCGAGACCGUGGCCGUGGCCUCCUCGGGGGGGAAGGACUCGGCGGUCCUCGCCCACCUCCUCGCCCGCCUCGAGGGGCGCCACGGCUACGGCAUGCGCCUGGUGCUGCUCUCGGUGGACGAGGGCAUCGCCGGCUACCGCGACGCCUCGCUGGGGGCCGUGAGGAGGGGGCGGGGGGCUCUGCCCCUCCUGGUGGUCUCCUUCGAGGAGCUCUUCGGCUGGAGCAUGGACCGGGUGGCGCGGCGCCUGGCGGGGGGCGCCAGCCACUGCACCUUCUGCGGGGUGCUGCGGCGGCAGGCGCUGGAGAGGGGGGCCAGGCUGCUGGGGGUCGACCGGAUCGCCACGGGCCACAACGCCGACGACAUCGCCGAGACGGUGCUGAUGAACUUCCUGCGCGGGGACGUGGCCCGGCUGCGCCGCGCGGCCACCGAGGCCACCGCCACGGCCACCGAGGCCACCGGGACCACCGAGGCCACCACGAGCCCCCUGGAGGCCACCAAGACCCGUCUGGAGGCCACCACGGACUCCCCAAAAUGCUCCACGGCCUCCGUGACCAGCGGGAGCCCCGUGGAGGCCACCAGAAAUUCUACGGAAGUCAUCGCGAAGUCCACGGAGGCCACCACAGAGCGUUUGGAGGCCACCGCGGGGCCUGUGGAGGCCACCAGGAGCCCCACGAAGGUUCCUACGGCCUCCACAACCUCCGCCAACUCCAUGGAGACCACCACGAACCCCACGGAGACCACCACCAACCCCAUGGAGACCCCCACAAAGCUUGUGGAGGCCACCAGCAGCCCCAUGGAGACCACCACGGACCCUAUGGAGACCACCACGAAGCCUUUGGAGACCACCAGGAGCCCCACGAAGGUUCCCACAGCCUCCGCGACCACCACCAACGCCACGGAGCCCGCCACGAAGCCCACCAAGACCCCCACCAAGCCCACCAGGACGACCCCAAAGGCCACCACCAGGCGCCCCAAGCCCACCCACCACCCCGCGGCCCACCCACGGGUCCCGCGACCCCUGGAGGGCGGCCCGUGGCCCGCGGUGCCCCGUUGCAAGCCCCUGCGCCACGCCUACGAGAAGGAGAUCGUCCUCUACGCCUACUUCGAGGGCUUGGACUACGUCAGCACCGAGUGCGUCUACGCCCCCCACGCCUACCGGGGCCACGCGCGGGCUCUCCUCAAGGACCUGGAGGCCACCCGGGCCAGCACGGUGGCCGCCCUGGGCCACUCGGGCCGCCGGUUGGCGGUGGCCACCCAGGUGGCCACCAAGACGUUGGGGGCUUGCGGCCGUUGCGGCUACGCGGCCAGCCAGCCCCUCUGCAAGGCCUGCGUCCUCCUGGCCUCGCUCGAGCGCGGGUUGCCCCGCUUGGGGUUGGGCAAGAGGUCCUUGGGGUUGGCCACCGGGGAUGGUGGCCACGGGGCUAGUGGUCUUGGGGUUGGUAGCCAUGGGGUUGGUGGUCUUGGGGUUGGUGGCCAUGGGGUUGGUGGUCACGGGGUUGAUGGCCGUGACCUUGGUGCUCUUGGGGUUGGUGGCCGUGGGGUUGGUGGUCACGGGGCUGGUGGCCAUGGGGCUGGUGGCCGUGGGGAGGAGGAGGGGCCGGGGACAGUGGGGGAGGGGGAGCGGGAGGUGGAGGUGGAGGUGGUGGGCAGGGGGGGGCGCACGGUGCGGCGCCGGGUGCGGGGGCUGGGCCGGGCCCGGGGCGCGCUCAACAUCUGGGACUUCUAAGGGGGGGGGGCA